AUGUCGUCUGAUGAUGAAAAACCUCCUGCACCUCCAGUUCGUUUGACAUCCAACAGGAGCACUGAUCUUGUCAACAGCUCCAUUGCCGUGGAUAGGCCCCUUCCAAAGGAACCUGAGGAUUUGGACAAGAAAAAGAAAAACAUUAAAUCCAAAAAGACCCACAAGUUAUCUACUUAUGCCUCGGACAAACCUAACAUUUCUUAUCCCACCAAUUUUGAACAUACUGUACAUGUUGGAUUUGACCCUGUAUCUGGAGAGUUUACGGGAAUGCCGGAAGCAUGGUCGCGUUUGCUGAUGAAUUCAAACAUCAGUAAACAGGAGCAGAAAAACAACCCUCAAGCUGUUUUAGACGUUCUAAAUUGGUAUGAUAACAGUUCCAAAGAACCUCCAAAUACCAAGUAUAUGACCAAAACUGCCACCACACAUUCUGGAGUGUUUGUAGGUUCAACUUUAAGUAGAGUAUCAAGCUCAAGUCCGAGUAGUACUACCCCUACGGAAGGAGACAUAGGUCACCAGUCUUAUCACAGUCCUGUACACGUUGCUAGUUCAGAAAUCGAAGAUGAAGCUCCACCUCCUCCCAUCGCCAGUCGACCUGAACGCACUAAAAGUAUUUACACGAAACCCGUUGAAGAAAUUCAGCCGAACAACGCCGGAAACGGCACACCUCCCCACGGUCUCAGCCCCUCGCACCUUGCCCCCGUACACGCCGCCGCAAAUUCUAACGCUAACAAUACGCCCAUACCACCAGUAUUCGAUAAAAACAAAAAUCAAGCUGGUUCGGAGAUGUCGAGGGCUGCCUCGGAGAAGAGGAAGAAGAAAAUGUCGGACGAAGAAAUUUUGGAAAAGUUAAGAAGUAUCGUAUCGGUUGGGGAUCCUAAUAGAAAGUAUACUAAAUUGGACAAAAUUGGCCAGGGAGCCUCUGGUACAGUUUAUACGGCAAUAGAGACUGCGACUGGAAUGGAAGUAGCUAUUAAACAAAUGAACCUAUCACAACAGCCUAAAAAAGAAUUAAUUAUAAACGAAAUUCUAGUCAUGCGAGAAAAUAAGCAUGGAAAUGUUGUUAAUUAUCUAGACAGUUAUUUAGUAAAUGAGGAACUUUGGGUGGUUAUGGAAUACCUACCUGGCGGUUCACUGACUGAUGUAGUAACAGAGACUUGUAUGGAUGAGGGGCAGAUAGCCGCAGUAUGUCGAGAAGUUCUUCAGGCCUUAGAUUUCCUCCAUUCCAACCAAGUUAUCCACAGGGAUAUAAAGUCUGACAAUAUUUUGUUAGGUCUUGACGGAUCUGUUAAAUUAACGGAUUUUGGUUUUUGUGCUCAAAUUAGCCCAGAACAGUCAAAAAGGACUACAAUGGUGGGCACCCCUUACUGGAUGGCACCCGAAGUUGUCACCAGGAAGCAAUACGGACCUAAGGUUGACGUGUGGUCAUUGGGUAUAAUGGCGAUAGAAAUGAUAGAAGGAGAACCUCCAUAUCUAAAUGAAAAUCCCCUUAGAGCACUUUACCUCAUCGCUACUAAUGGUAAACCUGAUAUUAAGGAAAAAGAAAAACUAUCUCCUGUAUUUCAAGAUUUUCUAGACAAUUGUUUAGCGGUAGAGGUUGACAAGAGAUCGUCAGCUAGGGAUUUAUUAAAACAUCCUUUUUUGAAGUUAGCGCGUCCACUUGCUAGUCUGACGCCACUAAUUUUAGCAGCCAAGGAUGCUGCCAAACAACACUAG
Molecule: messenger RNA, 1713 nt
Organism: Diabrotica balteata
Lineage: Eukaryota; Metazoa; Arthropoda; Insecta; Coleoptera; Chrysomelidae
Source: the annotation of a GenBank genome assembly